AUGGCUGUUCUUCAAAAGGAAAUGCGUUUGUUUGGUAAAUGGCAGUCGGAUAACAUUAAUUUUUCCGAGUUCGGUUUGGUUGACCACAUCCAAAUCAAGGCUCAACAUCCGCUUCUCCCUCACACUGCGGGACGCUAUCAAGUUAAGCGAUUUCGCAAGUCUCUAUGCCCUAUAGUUGAGCGUGUCUGUAACUCGCUCAUGAUGCAUGGCCGCAACAAUGGGAAGAAGAUCAAGGCCCUUAAUAUUCUCAAGCAUACCUUUGAGAUCAUUCACAUUCUUACUAACGAGAAUCCCAUUCAGGUUCUCGUGAAUGCCAUUAUUAAUAGCGGAGCUCGUGAGGACUCUACUCGUAUCGGACGUGGUGGCACGGUGCGUCGUCAGGCUGUUGAUGUGUCUCCUCUGCGGCGCGUCAACCAGGCUAUUCACCUCUUAUGUACUGGUGCUAGGGAAGCUGCUUUUCGAAAUGUGAAGACCAUCUCUGAAUGCUUGGCUGACGAGCUUAUCAAUGCUUCCAAGGGCAGUUCGAACUCUUAUGCCAUUAAGAAGAAGGACGAACUGGAGCGUGUAGCUAAGUCAAACCGAUAA
This is a messenger RNA of Hydatigera taeniaeformis, 585 nucleotides long. Lineage: Eukaryota; Metazoa; Platyhelminthes; Cestoda; Cyclophyllidea; Taeniidae. The record is from the annotation of a GenBank genome assembly.